UGUCAACACAUGUGCGUCCGUCGUAGCCAUGCGUUUUCGAUAAAAAACUUUCAUCACUCUGUGGUUAUUUUCAAACAUAAAAAAUGCCAAGAGACAUAUCAUCUUCAUCAAGUGAAGAUGAAGCGGACAGCCCCACCACGGAGUCUGCGGUACAGCAGAAAGAAACCAAUAAGAAGACCACCAGGUACCAGUGUCCUGCUGACUUUGUGUCUUUCUGCCAUAAGCCCUGCAGCAACACACUAACAGAGAGUCUAAAGAGCAACAAGAAGGAGUUAUGGCUCAUUAAAGCUCCUGCCAGCUUUAACCCAGAAUGUGUCAGUGGCAUCAAGGUGCCCCUCUCAGGUCUCCAGACCGUGAAGAUUCCCGCUCCUGCAGACGGAGCCAAGAGUGGAGGUAGCCAGCAGAUCUACAGCAUCCUGGCGUCCACUCACGGUACCUCAGAGCUCCGCCUGCUCACCAGCAAUAAGAAGGCGUCCGACGGUGUGGUUUUUGGCCCUGCUUUCUCAGGCCUGCUUAAUGUAUGUGAGACCUACGGAGACAGCAGCACCAACCAGGCCCCUCAGGUCAUCCCAGCUGCUCCUGCGCCCUCCAUACCCCCCGGGCUCAAACAGAGAUUCCACCCGUUUGGCAGCAAGACCCCCACACUCACCUGCGUGGCAGAGAGCGAGGCUGACGGAGCCGCUUUCGGGCCCUCGUCUACAACCCUCCGUCCCCUUGUAGUCAAACGGUUCAUAGAAGAAGCAGACAAAGAGGACGAGGAGGAGGAGAGGAAAAAGAAGAAGAAGAAAAAGAAAGAAAAGAGAAUAAAGACAGAACGAGAGGAGGAGGAAGUGGUGAGAGUGAAAGAGGAACCUGCAGCUGAAAUCCAGGAUGAAGUGACGAUGGAGCCCGACUCUCAGGAGGGCGAUGUUUCAGAGGAGAAGAGGAAGAAGAAGAAGAAAAAGAAGGACAGAGAGAGAGAGGAGGUGCAGGAAGGAGGAGAGUCCGAAGUUAAAGUGAAGCAGGAAGACGUUUCAGUGAAAUGCGAACCAAUGGACACUUCGUAUGGUGAUGUAGCGGACGGCUCAGGAAAGAAAAAGAAGAAGAAGAAGAAAAGCAAAACUGAUGACGACUAGUCGUUAAUCUGUUGUUGUGUGUUUUAUCUUUUGAUUUGUUCACUUUUGACCUCAUGAACCCAUCUGGGAGCCAAUUUACUACAAAUCCACUGAAGCUCAUCGAUAGAUCGCAUUGUGCAAGACUUGCGUUGACAGAUCAUUGUAUUCUUAAAAAAUAAAAACACAUCCUGAAUCAAUUAAACAGUGACAUGAAUGCUUAAGUGGAUUCAACCCAACAUCUUUAUGGCUGAUUUUCCCAUCACUUUGAGCUCAGAAAGCGACAGUUUUACACACAAAGAAUGUAUUCAGCCACAGACGUCUAUGAGUACAUGCAUAAUAAGCAAAUUUCUGCCUUUUCUGCCAGUGUCGUCAAGUCGUGGUAGAUUUUAUGGGAUUAUGCUCACACUGUGUUGCUGUGUUUGUGUACAUAUUUACAUAGUAAGGCUGGUAAUUUGGCAGCAGGUUGAGAAAACCAGAAUAAUGAUUCAUUGUCAUGUCAGAUUCAUCGUUCUUGUUUUUUUUUUGUUUUGUUUUGUAUUUUAAAGAUUUGAGUCACAUGUAUUGUGGAUAUUACCUGUGUGCAGGAGAAGACAUGCUACAAAAUAAACUCCAAUUGUGUUUAAAUGAAA
Messenger RNA from Thunnus maccoyii (southern bluefin tuna), 1723 nucleotides. It is a transcript of the gene polr1g, whose product is annotated as RNA polymerase I subunit G. Bases 84 to 1115 code for a protein of 343 amino acids. Gene Ontology annotation, biological process: transcription by RNA polymerase I. The transcript has 3 exons. NCBI's taxonomy places the organism in Eukaryota, Metazoa, Chordata, Actinopteri, Scombriformes, Scombridae. The record is from RefSeq and is a predicted model, not a curated record.